Mycena indigotica is the source of this 1005-nucleotide messenger RNA. RefSeq lists its product as uncharacterized. NCBI's taxonomy places the organism in Eukaryota, Fungi, Basidiomycota, Agaricomycetes, Agaricales, Mycenaceae. Gene Ontology annotation, cellular component: cytoplasm. The transcript has 5 exons. The coding region runs from base 1 to 1005 and encodes 334 amino acids. The record is from RefSeq and is a predicted model, not a curated record.
AUGCUUCCUCCUCCGAACUCAUUAGAUCGGCGGCAUAAAUAUGGCUUUCGUCGCUCAAACCCAUCGUGGUUUUCGUCUGCCAAUCUGCUAGCCCGUUCUAGAGCCACAAAUCUAGCCGUCUCUGUCCUUGCUGUUGUUGCAACACUCUCCUUUCUCCUCAAUGUCCAGCUGUACUACUUUCCGCCCACCAACGCGCAUUCCAUCCUGUCAUUACCUCUCCUUGCAUCACUUCCAAGGCUACAAGACUCAUUGGAUCACCUCGUUGUUGUUCCUGGACAUGCUAUCUGGGUCGGAAUAGAUCCAGCACAGCGAAUGCAACCUUCCGAGUGGGCAUUCCAGUCCUUCCAAACGGACCAAGACACCAGCCGACUAGAAGUAUUCUUCCAACAUAUUUCACGAGCUGCCGAUAUUGGUCUCCAAGACGAGAAAUCUCUGGUGGUAUUCAGCGGCGGGCAAACACAACACUCGUCGACCACUUCAGAAGGAGAAUCGUAUCUUCGUCUGGCCCUUGCUUCCAAAGUAUUCGGCCAUGAUGAAUUCUCACGCGCCACUUCAGAGAACUACGCGCUUGAUUCGUUUCAAAACCUCGUCUUUUCCAUUGCGCGUUUUCACGAGGUCACUGGGCAUUAUCCGUCGAAAAUAACGGUGGUGGGGUACGAAAUGAAGAGGGCGCGCUUUCUGGAUAUUCACCGGACCGCCAUCCGAUGGCAAGAUCCUUUCACGUAUAUCGGAGUCGACAUACCAGGCGAUAACUCUUUAGCCCGCCAGGGCGAGCGUGAGAAUGGGUACCUGCCUUACGCUGCUGACCUCUACGGUUGCCAUUCUUUCCUCUCCAACAAACGGAAACAACGCAAUUAUGCUGCACGUUACCCUCCCUACUAUCUCUCGAACCCCCGUUUAGCAUCCUUCCUCAGCUGGUGUCCAUACGAGCCCACCUCAAUUUUUCCAGAGUCUCUACCGUGGUCAACUGGGCUUAAAACCCAUAUCGAGCAAGAAAAAUACUAA